AUGACUUUUGAUCAAAAGCCAUCUGUGAAGUUUAUUCUUAUUGACAUAGAAGGAACGACAACUGAUAUUGCCUUCGUUAAAGAUGUAUUAUUUCCGUAUGCGUCAGAUAAUUGCAAAGAAUUCUUGAAUAAACUUUUCGAUGAACCAGACGUCAAGGAAAUCGUCAGAGACUUGUGUAAACUUUCCGAAGAAGAUGGAAAUCCGAUUCAGAAAAGCACAAACAAACAUGAAUUUAUUAAUUCGAUAGUUGAUAAUGUCAAGAACCAAAUCAAAGCAGAUCGAAAGACUAAAGAAUUGAAAAAUUUACAAGGGAAAAUAUGGAAAGAAGCUUUCGAGUCUGGAGCAAUCAAAGGUCAUUUAUAUGAUGAUGUUCCGAGAAAUUUUGAGAAAUGGGUCAAUCAAGGCUUCGAACUCUACAUUUACUCUUCCGGUUCCGUAGAAGCUCAAAAACUUCUUUUCAAAUACUCAAAGUAUGGAAAUAUGUUAAAAUACUUAAGUGGACAUUUUGACACAAACGUCGGACAUAAACAAGAAACUCAAAGCUACAAAAACAUCACCAAAGAGCUUCAAGCAAAAGCAGAAGAAAUUUUAUUCCUUUCUGAUAUUCCUAACGAAGUCAUAGCAGCAGAAGAAGCUGGAAUGAAAGUGACAAUCCUUGAUCGACCAAACAAUCCUUUAAUUCUAUCUCAAGACAACCGAAAAAACUUUCAAGUUGUUCAAAAUUUUGAUGAGAUUAAGUGCAAUUAAUAAAGUUUCUGUUUCUCUAAUUAA
Messenger RNA from Clunio marinus, 771 nucleotides. Lineage: Eukaryota; Metazoa; Arthropoda; Insecta; Diptera; Chironomidae. The record is from the annotation of a GenBank genome assembly.